GAGAUGAAUAUAGAGGAGUGCAAGCCUUCUGUUUAUUCGCUGCCGUUGGCUCGAUGCUUGCUCUUACUCUGUUCACUCCCUCCCUUUCCCAUUGGCUGCCUCCUCUCACACACACACGCACACACACACACAUAGAGGCUCUGAGCUCAGACACAAGAGUUGACGUUCUUCAGCGGAGGUCGAGAGAGACAUAUGGACUCCACACACACACACACACACAGGAAAGAGCCUUGAUCACGACCGAGUGACGGAAGAAGAGAGACUGUGAGUGGAGAGAGUGAGAAUCAGGGAGGCUGAGAUUGAGUGAAGAUGCUGCUGAACGAGUCGGAUGGGAUCAGGAAACCUGAGCAUCACAGCAGCCUCCUGAAGAUGACAACACGACCUCUUUCUAGCGUCUUCUGAAACACAACGUCUUCACUGCAUUCUCGCUCGCAUCGGACGGACGGAGAGUUUCUGGAGAGCAACUUUAAGGGCCAUGGAAGUGGGACUGACGGAUUGAUUCUUGAAGAGAACUUUUGAAGAAGCUAAUACCAGUUGGAUCCUGUUUAGCUUUAAGAUAAGGAUGAAGUGAACGCAAAGAAGCAAACUCAAGGACAAAUGUGAGGGAGCAGUCAGUUUGAAGAGAUGUAUGGUCUAGUUCUAUCUUGUCAAGAUGUGCUACACCAGCGAGGACAGUGGACAAAUUCGAAUUGAAAAGUGGGACAUUAAAGAUGUUGGGACAUUUUCUCUCGGGUCAGCCUAAAAACUGUCUCCCAUUCAGGUUUUAUUUGUCUGGAUAUUUUUGGGACAAAUUAUUACUGCAGAUGAACAUCGUGAGAGCUCUGAUUUUUUUUUUAAUCCUCUUGGCCAUGAAACCAUAAUGCAGAGUUUUACGACGUACUCUCGAGCUACCCUUGCCAAAGUUUCAUUCUGUUCUGGACUUGCAUAAUGAGUGUGUACCACCUCUGCGCAGAGGGUGUCUCUGCCAUCUUCACCUGCGCUCGCAGAGAGAAUUUAAGUGCCCCUGUGGACUAAUGGGGUUGAUGCUCAGGAUACACUUCGUCCUUCUCUUGCUUUUAAAGACGAACUCUUUGUGCCAAAAUCAACAUCAUCUCUGACAGGAUUACCACAGAGAUAUCCUACAAAAACCCUCAGUCAUGUGACCAGGGGACAGGACCAGUCACAUGCUCUUCUGUCAUCGGCUGGUCUGUUUUAUUAGAUUUUUUUGGUACUGCAAUGUUUAAUCAUGUUCGGCGUGUGCUGUAACAACUUUUUUUAAUCUAAUGAAAACUUCAUUUGCAUUCGCUUUGUGGAAAUAGACAAAAACCAAGUGAAAUUUGUAUUUACAUCUAUGGUUCAUAAACUCUCGGAUAACAUGGUGAGCAAAGAGCCCAACGUUUUGCCAACUGUUCACAGCCAAAGCAAUGGCAACCCAGACAAAACCGGCCCCACCGUAACUGUGCGCUCUGUGCUACUCAACCGGAACUCUCCGGAUAUCGAAAACAGACUUAAACGCAGACGAAAUCGCACACAGCAGGUUCGCUUUAAAGAUUUGGAGGAUGACGAGUCAAAGGACAAAAACGACAAAAUUAGGAGUAAGAGCCCAACGGAGGUUCCGAACUGGCAAAAGGAGCUGAUGAAUGGGCCCUCUCUGGUGGGAUCUGUCCGUGGGGACAUGGAAAAGACUAUAGGGGCAGUGACAGCGUUUCUGAAGAGAGCACCGCCGCAUCCACUCACCCCUGGGCCCACCAGACGCUGCUGGGUCCCGACACAUCCGUGCUCUCUCACACUGCCACUGCCAAGUCAGCCAUGCAGGAGUACAGCCAUCCAAACCUCACCCAGUUUGCAAAAACCUCCCUCGCUUUCAGCCACACAGACUCGCAGUCACAGCUUUGGGGAUGGAGUGGGGGAAAGCUGGGAUGAUGAAGAGUCUUCUGAUGAGCUGACUGCACGGGUCUACUUUCCACUUCGUAGAUCACAUCAGAGAGACCCUGGGCAACAGAAUUCCCCCGCUGAGCAAUCAAGGUGUCAGAAAACUGAGGACAAUCGAACUGCAUCUUUGGAUACAACAACACAAAGCCUACCACCGCACAAACACUCUAGAAGGAGAGGAAGGAGGAAAUUGUUAAACAGAGCUGCAAGUGAUCCUGGGAAACCUGAGUCUCCUUGUACUUGCCCAUCUGAAACUUCUGACAGAAAACACGAACAGUCUAACCAAUCCAAGAAAACCCAAUCUAAAGGUGUGGCACACAGAACUUCAAAUGUACCCCUACACCGUUCCCCCACCCCCAACAUACUUCAUCAUGUUCCGUGUAGUGUUUAUUCCACACAGUCUGAACCAAGCUGCAAUGCAAAAAUCCAAACAUUCUCAGACCACACAGACUCUUGGCCAUCUCAAACAGCAGCCCCACCUGCUGCAGAAGCCCAUCAAACUUUAUCCACUUGUCCCAAAGAAACUCAAAAUGUACCAUCACAAUGUGGUCCACCACAGGCCGUUUCGCCCUCUUUGACACAAGCAGAGCACCGUAGUUUGACCCCUUCUGUAUCCCAAACUUUGUGCUUUACCACAACGCAAGUCACAUUAUCCUCAACACAUGGGCAGUCAAGCAUGUCUCUCAGUGAAGCUUCAGUGCGUUGUUGCACUCCUGCUGUUCAAACUGUGACAAAUUGUAAGACUCCUCCAGUACCUGAGUCCUGCUGCAUUUCAGAAUAUCGUACAGAACCAGUAAACCCUGUGAGAUCCAGCCCUGGUUGCCAGAUAUUGGCGGAAUGCUUCAGUAAUAUUGGCAAAAAUGAACCUUCCUGUUCUCAAGGAUCAUCUGUUGUUGCCUCCUCAUUCAGUUUUGCACAUCCUCGCCAAAAGACUCUAACAAAACCGAUGGCAUGCUAUAACAUUCCGAUCCAACCUGUGCCCUCUGUAAUACCUCCAACACAAUCUGUGCCAAACAGUAAGGUCCCUGAUCCAUCUCUUCCUGCACCCUACUGCGUCCCAGAUAUACAAACUGUACAAACGACAACGUUGACUACACACACCCCAACGCCAAACCAAUCCACAAUUCAACCUCCAAUACAGUCCGUACCAUACUGUGUUAAAGACAAAUCCGCUGCCCCCGCAAGUUCUCAUUCAGAACCUAUGCUGUCCCAUAAAGUUCCGACGCAAACCCUUCUUCACAGUGUGAUGUCAUUUCCUCCAGGCCCUCCGUACUCACACUUGAAGACCUCCAUUCCAGGUGUGUCACACAUCAUUCCCAUCGCACAAACUACAGUGCAUUGCAUUUUAGAUCCACAAAAUGCCGGAACUGACGUGACUCCUUCCCUCCCCGUUCUAAUUUGCAGCUGGUCCACCCAACCCUCACCAGGUGCCAUGCAAACAUUGGCACACUGCAACGCUGCUGUGCAAAGUGCCGCUUCUUGCGGCAACCCCCCUCAAAUUGUGCAAAACUUUAAGACCCCUCCUCAAACUGUACCCCACUCCAAGUCAUUUCCACAAAACAUGUCACCCGUUCUCUCCUCACGUGAGGCUGUGACGUACAUUGGUGUACCCCAGGAAACUGUGCUUCCCAAUUUCAGGCAUUCCUUACCUCCUUAUGCCUGUCCUCCUCAGACUGCUCUGCUGUACUCGAACACAGGGGCAAGCCCCCUCCCUGCUCAGGCCUUCUGCAGCACUCAGGACAGACGAGACCGCAGAGAGUUUAUGCUUCCUCCCCCACCUCCUCCUCCACCUCCAUACACUCCACGCAAAGAGGGCUCCUCGACUCCGGGACAGCCCUGCAAGCCUCCUGUCGCAAAGGUGGACUGCAACAAUGCUGAAAAGGACAAAGCAAAAGCUGGGACGACAAAGUCAAAGGGUGAAGCAAGAACGGAUGAAAUCCCUCCUCCUAUCCCUCCCAAAAGUAAAGCGAGAGCUAUGGUGAAACCCACCUGUUUAGGCAGCCGGCGAGCAAUCCUGGGCACAGAAUCCCAGUGCAACGCCAACCUCCUGCCUUCUUCUGCAGGGCCGAACCCUCAGGCCCCCCUCGGACCAGCGGAGGGCCAAGCAGACACCCUGCGACAGGUGCAGGAACUGCUGGGGGGGCUCAUGUCUGGGGCGAAGUGUAAGCUGGAUCUGUCAAAGGCAAAAGAGAAACUGUUCGGCCCAAACGGCCCUCUGUACGACAUUGGUACUCUGCAGUCUCAGCUGCACAGCCUGGAGGGGGUGUUGGAGACCAGCCAGAACACCAUCAAGGUUUUGCUGGACGUCAUUCAGGAUCUGGAGAAGAAGGAGGCAGAGCGAGACGGAAAACAGUGUCACGCAGGUUUGGAACAACAUGGGCAUUCAUAUCGAACGGGACAGGACAUUGAGAACUGUGGCACAUGCAGAGACUGCGCCUGUAUCAUAUACAGUGUGGAGCAUGACUUCCGUCUUCAGGAGGGACAGGUGACCCGGGCGUGGAAGGUUCCGGAGCAGCAGGAGUCGGAGCAGAGCUCUCCUCAGCUUGUCUUUCAUCCUCCGCGCCAGCAGGAGUCUCCACAAGCCCUGCAGACGGUCAAAAAGAGCCGCAGGAAGUGCUUUUGGUUUCUGUGAACUCUUGGUUAGCGAGGUGUGACGUCAUAAGUCAAUGCGGGGAAGCGUUAUAAACCAACCUCAAGCCUCUUCUCUAUGGCUCCCUCGGUUCUACAGUUUUAGAUCGGGAUUCAUUUUGGCUUUGCUAUUUUUUAUUUAUAGUAUGUGGAGAGAAUGGCUCCAAAACUUCACUUUAAAAGAACAAUAAACUCUAAAUCAAAAUCUCUCAUUUUUUACCCACCCUCAAAUGGCGUGUUUUUGGAGGUGAACAGAAAUGGGAAUAAUGAUCUGUCGUCGUACCGAACACCGCUACAUGGAGAUUCUUCCACUGAAAUAAAGCAAGACGUCCCAAAAUGUGAAUUUAGAACUGUACGCUUUUUUUAAAUCGGUUAUUCCAAUAACCUUGCAAGGUUUCAUCAAAUAAAACGCAACAAAAAUGUAACCAUGCCGAUAAAAAUUAUUCUUCCGCCAAGCAAUGUAGUUUUUCAAUGUAACAAGCUGGUUGCCAAGCAACACAGCAUCAGCAACACAGGUGGAAUGGUGCAGUGAUACUGAUGUAAUGCCAGUAGGUGUGUUGUUAUAAUAUGUUUCCCAAAUGGCUUGACUGUGGCUGAACCAAUCAGAAUCGAGGACAUUUUUUAUAUAUUCAUUUUAAUUUGAUGACAAAUCCUCGAUUACAAACCUACAGAUGGUUAUUUUCGCAGUUGGUAUCACCAAGUUACGGCUUUUAAAUAAUUGCUACGUAUUUUAUAUAUUUCUUAAUUUUCAUUUUUUCUAAUGUCCAUACUCUCUGUACUAAUAUGUACAGUACUGUAUCUAAUGUAAAGCUAACGCAAAUAAAUUUCAAUUGAAUAAACAACAAAUGACCGAAUUUUACCUUUCGGGGAACUAUUCCUGUUGAUAAAGAGAGAAGAGGUUUUUGGUUGGUUCAUGUUCCAGUUCUUACGACCUGAAGAUGGAUGAAGUUCACAGAGACAGUUACUGUGGGACGACAGAAGUACGAGAGAUGAAGUGAAGAUACAUGAGAAUAUCAACUGAUUCGUCAUUUUGGAGCAACGAGGGUCAAAACACCAGCUUUUAUACUAUUAAAAACAUCAAUUACUUCACGAGCUUCGCGCUUUUAUGUAGACGAUCUAACAACCGCACACGCACGGCGAUAUUUAAGGCAGAGAUAAAGUGGAUUUUAAGUGUGUCAUUUCAUUCUUUAUGAGUGCUUAAUUUCAAAACCCAUUAAAAAGCUCUGUAAAAUAUUUUACUACACAGUAACCGUGUGACGUGUUGC
This is a messenger RNA of Triplophysa rosa, 5804 nucleotides long. RefSeq names its product proline-rich protein 36. The transcript is spliced from 6 exons. The coding region runs from base 1331 to 4543 and encodes 1070 amino acids. Gene Ontology annotation, cellular component: postsynaptic density. NCBI's taxonomy places the organism in Eukaryota, Metazoa, Chordata, Actinopteri, Cypriniformes, Nemacheilidae. Gene Ontology annotation, biological process: inhibitory postsynaptic potential. The record is from RefSeq and is a predicted model, not a curated record.